UGCGGGCCCGGGCCGCGGCUCCUCCUCCCCUUCCUCCCGAGGCUGACGUGGAGGCGACAGCGCGGGCGGCUGCGGGAGGCGGUGGAGCGGCGGCGGCUCGGAGGCUCCAGGCCCUGGCGGGGCCGGGUGGCUGCCACGGCGGCCACGCAGCAGGAGGCGGAGGCGGAGGAGGGUGGUGUCCCUGCCGCCCGCCCGCGCUUGCAGGAGGAGGCCAUGAACGGCGACAGGACCGAGAGCGACUGGCAGGGGCUGGUGAGCGAGUACCUGGUGUGCAAAAGGAAGCUGGAGAGCAAGAAGGAGGCCCUGCUGAUCCUCUCCAAGGAGCUGGACACAUGCCAGCAGGAGCGGGACCAGUACAAACUCAUGGCCAAUCAGCUGCGAGAGCGCCACCAGUCCCUGAAGAAGAAGCACCGGGAGCUGAUUGAUGGAGAUCCGUCACUUCCUCCUGAAAAGAGGAAACAGGCUAAUCUUGCACAACUACUGAGAGAUUCUCAGGACCGAAACAAACAUCUGGGAGAAGAAAUAAAAGAACUGCAGCAAAGGCUUGGAGAAGUCCAGGGUGACAAUAAGCUCUUGAGGAUGACAAUUGCGAAACAGAGGCUCGGAGAUGAAGAGAUUGGUGUGCGGCACUUUGCAGCCCAUGAGCGUGAAGACUUGGUCCAGCAGCUGGAGAGGGCGAAGGAACAGAUCGAGUCUCUGGAGCACGACCUGCAGGCGUCUGUGGAUGAGCUCCAGGACGUGAAAGAAGAGCGGUCUUCUUACCAGGACAAAGUGGAGAGGCUCAACCAGGAGCUCAACCACAUCCUGGGCGGCCACGAGAACCGCAUCAUCGACGUGGACGCCCUGUGUAUGGAGAACAGGUACCUUCAGGAGAGAUUAAAGCAACUUCAUGAAGAGGUCAACCUCCUGAAAUCGAACAUCACCAAAUACAAGAAUGCUCUCGAGAGACGGAAAAACUCAAAAGGCCAGAGUAAAUCCGGCAGCAGCGCGCUGACUGGAGUUCUCUCUGCAAAGCAAGUUCAGGAUCUGUUGUCGGAGGAUCACGGGUGCAGUCUCCCGGCCACCCCGCAGUCCAUUUCUGAUCUGAAGUCUCUGGCCACAGCCCUAUUGGAGACGAUCCACGAGAAGAACAUGGUCAUCCAGCACCAGAGGCAGACCAACAAAAUCCUAGGGAAUCGGGUGGCUGAACUGGAGAAAAAAUUAAGAACUCUGGAAGUUUCUGGUUUGUGGAGUCUUCCAGGCCUGAGCUACAAUGUUUCAGUAGGAUUUGGGAGGGGCAAGGACACCAUACUGUUCAGCGACCCCACCCUCCCCACCACGCAGAGGUCCAGAUCCCCGUUGCUGAAGCUGGUUGAGCAGCCCGCUGAGCACCAAGCAAACCCCAAGGAUGGGGAGGUUCAGACGCAAGCACAAGAUGAAAGUUGUGCCGCCACGGAGGUGUUGACAGCGCUGGAGGAUGCUGGGAGGCCUGCUGUCAGCUCCCCAGCAAAUCAGAGCCACGGGAACCAACGCAAGCACUUUCAUCCUUCAUUACCCCAGUUGCCUUCUGAGGAAGAAGGCGUCAACAGGCUUGGAAGGGAAAUACCGCACCUGACAGAGGAGCAGGCAGCUGCAGAACUGGAAGGGGUGGGGGGAGAGAGUCCUGCCGAAGGCUUGAGGGACGGGAUGGGGCCGUCCCCUCGGGGCCUGGCCUCCAAGGGGCUGCUCCCCAAAUCUGGCCAGGACUCCUCUGAGUCCAGCCAGCCAGCGGCCCAGGCUGCCACCCUGGAAGAUGGCAAGGAGACCGCAGAGGGUGGCGGCCCAAGGAGCACUGUGAAAACAUGAGGGGGACAGGGGCCUGGCACGAUGACACAGCGGAGGCACUGGGGACCACGGAGAAUUCAGUGUCAGACAGCUCUCCGAAGCUGCUUCCUCCUCACACACCUCCAGGCCUGCAAGUGAGAAAAGACGCAGGUCCGGGCGCAAACUGCAACUAUUCUGAGGAUGCCCGCGCGGUCUGAUUUAUUAAACGCGGGUCCUCAAGUGUCAUCUCUGUCUGCCGAAGACGCGCCGCUGCGAACGCGGCCAGGCGCGGAGUCGCGUCGGCCAUAUGGCUGGUUUUCCGCAUCCGUCUUUCUGUCAGCGUUUGUUUUAUUAGAGAUAAGAUCCUUUUUAUUAUUAGCAUUUAAUGUUGAUGAUCCACAUUAUGGGAAGAACGCGAAACCGAUGGGAUUUUUAAUCAGAUCUCCGUCUUUGCAGCGGUUAGGCGGCCGGAGAGAAAGGUGGUGUACCUGAGUGUGAUGGGUCCAGAGGGCCCGCCGCCGUGCUUCACCCGGCCAGGGCCGCGCAGGACCUGCCGUCGUGGGUGUUCUCGGCAUCCCGCCUGCAGCCCUGUCCGCCGCGGCUCCCACUGGCAGCUGGAACAGGGCUUAAGCAGGCUCAGAAGGUUGGGCUUCCAGGUUGAAAUCCACAGCCCCUGUGGAGGCCCGUGUGCUGACGGCGAGAGCCGAGUUUUCUAGCCUGUAAUUCUGGAGGAUUAAUCGACCUGGAUUGAUGCAGGGAUAAGAAGGGAGG
Molecule: messenger RNA, 2553 nt
Organism: Phyllostomus hastatus (greater spear-nosed bat)
Lineage: Eukaryota; Metazoa; Chordata; Mammalia; Chiroptera; Phyllostomidae
Gene: CCDC149
Product: coiled-coil domain containing 149
Exons: 13
Coding region: 214-1824 (536 amino acids)
Source: RefSeq, a predicted model, not a curated record